CGAGUGGCUCCGCGAGGACACCGAAGACAUGAGCGAGCGGUUUGGAAGCGGAUCCGCUUACGCUUGAGUUCGAGGGGAGUUUAGCGACAGACUUUUAUAGAACUUCAAGCAGUUCCGCUUCUCGAGAGAAGAGCGUCUCCUCAGGAUCGCAUCUGAACUUCAAACUGUGGAAUCAUGGCAUCUCACGUGCCCCCCCUGACCAGCCGAGCCACUGGACCCGCUCGUCGGAACCUCUUUGGACCGGUGGACAGUCAGCAGCUGCAGGUGGAGUACAGAGCUGCCAUUCGUCAAGACAUAGAGGAGGCCUCCCGGCGCUGGGGCUACGACUUCGUCUCAGACAAGCCUCUGGAGAGCAGCCAGUUCCAGUGGGAAGGCGUCCCGGGCACCAAGGUGCCGGAGAUCUACCGGCCCUGCAUGCUGGGCACCGCGAGGGCGGCGGGCGCUGCGGGCCACCAUAAGGCAGGAAGGGCGGCAGCUCUGAGGGAGAAGGAGAACAUUCCCGAAAACACUGACAACCAUGUGAGUAACUUGAAGAUUGGAGAGUGGACACCAAAGAGGGAGAAUCAUUCCGGGUUGAAGAGGAAGCAGACCAAUAUUACAGACUUCUACCAGGCGAAAAGGAGAAUGGUGAUGAUGCCACGCAAAUCCGGCGAGUAGGUAUCGCCACCAAGUGGGACCUGACACUCAGGAAUGAUCUGCACAGACUCACCAAGGUCACGCUGGAAACUCAAGGAACCAGAGUGGCAAGUCUUUUAUACACCGGGCUAAGUAGGGUACUGUUGGGGGAAUAGGGGGACUUGAGCAGAGACCACUCUGAUCUCGCUGUCGACACGAAAGAAGGGUCUUGACUGAGAUUUCGUUUUACACACAGCUGAAUACUAUGUCAGAAAACUGCCGAAUCCAUACGAGCACAAUACUGUUCACACUUGAAAGAGAAAACCUCUUGAACCAGGCUCAUCUGUGAUGAAGGAUCUUUGGACAGGAUCCACUGGUGUUUUUAUACAAUGUUUUUUAUAUCUGGGAGCGGAAUCACGCUGAAGGUGGGCCUUUUUUUUUUAUUACCAGCACUUCCUGUACAAAGUGUUUUCUGUUGUAAGUAUCCUUAAGUACCACCAUCCUCAGUACUGACAGGGAAAUGCUUGAAAUGUUGUGAUAUCAUGUACUUGCAGUUGCUUUGCUUCGAUUUAGACGCAGAAGUGCCAUCAUGUCCUUCACCUUCCUCCUCACCCACUUGCAUUCUCACCCAUUUAAAAUGUUCCUCAGUGUCCAGUCCGGACGCUGGCGUGUAUCCAGCAGCAAGUAUUUUAGACUAGAACACUAAGAGUUUUAUUUAGAUAUAUAUAUAUAUAUAUAUACUGUAUAUAUUUAUCAGAGAAGUAUCUAUUAAGCUUAAUAAAGCACCUCUACGUAGCAUAAUCCAAACUUGUUUGUAUUGCACAUUCAGCAGGCAGCGCUGCUUGCUUGUUUUAACAGACCCACAACAGACAAUCAGAAGACAGUGUCGCGGAGCAUUGCGCUUGUUGAACCAGAGGGAAGUGCUUUAUGUCAUGGUGCAAUUCAACCAUCAUAGCUGCCUCACAUCCACGUGUAUCUCUCCUUAUUUAUGUUGGCAAUCCUGCUGCUAAGUGUAAUACGAGAGGAUCAGGCCACUUGCAGGAAACUUUAAGACCUGUCAGCCCUGAGAUGUUCGCCAUUCCAAGAGCCUUGCCCCAAAUGAUGAAUGCACUUCGCUUUUAUUUACACGCUUAUGCACAGGUCCUACAUAACUGUUUUGUUUUGAGAGCUACGAAUGAGAGAUCUAUCUUUAUUUAUUGUUUGUCCUUUUCCUUGUUUUUAAUGUA
This is a messenger RNA of Synchiropus splendidus (mandarinfish), 1841 nucleotides long. RefSeq names its product cyclin-dependent kinase inhibitor 1A (gene cdkn1a). Gene Ontology annotation, molecular function: cyclin-dependent protein serine/threonine kinase inhibitor activity. The record is from RefSeq and is a predicted model, not a curated record. The coding region runs from base 175 to 657 and encodes 160 amino acids. NCBI's taxonomy places the organism in Eukaryota, Metazoa, Chordata, Actinopteri, Syngnathiformes, Callionymidae. Gene Ontology annotation, biological process: regulation of mitotic cell cycle; signal transduction by p53 class mediator. Gene Ontology annotation, cellular component: nucleus. The transcript is spliced from 3 exons.